UGUUUCCAUGGAGUCGGUACUUUAAGCUAGCGGCUAACAUGCUAAGCGUAUAAGUCGUUGGAGUUCGAGCUAGAAACACACUGUCAUCCGGUAAAUGUAGAUGAAUUCAGCUCGACUUACCGGACAGACGCAGCAGUAUGAGCCGGCUUAACGGCGCCGUCCCCGCGGAGGAAUACCUCGCGGAUAGCAACGUGUUGUUCUACCUGAGUGACGCCGUGACUCAGCUGCUGGAACACCGGGAGGAGUACACGCAGUUCGGAGUGAUCCGGUAUUUCGCCGAAUACUUCAGCAGUGUGAAGAACAGUAACCACGUCCUCUUCAGGGAGUUCAGCUACAUCCGGGCGACUCCUCACAACCGGGCGUCCUUCAUCAGGGUCUUCUGGAGAUGCUACAGGCAGAUCGGGAAGAGCGGCGACCUGCUCUCUGUGCUGGAGUACCGCUCGCUGCUGCAGCUGCUGUGUCCGGACUUCCCGGUGGAGGCGGUGCAGGGUGCAGCCAGGAUCGUCCUGAUGGACGCCGCCGCCGACGGCCUGCUGUCUUUCUCCGACUUCCUGUACGCCUUCCAGCUGCAGUUCUACUACCAAGAGUUCCUGGACGCCGUGCUGCUCGUCUACCAGGACCUGUUGGCGGGAAAGAGUCCAAACACCGUCAUCGUCCCCACCUCCACCUCCGUGGAGCAGCUCCCCCCGGUGGCGGCCGGGGAGAACGACAAGGAGGAGCAGCAGCAGCAGGAGGAGGAGGAGGAGCAGCAGGACGAAGAGGAGGAGGAGGAGGAGGAGGAGAACGGCGUGGAGGCGGCCAUGUUGGCUCAGUGUGUGGAGGCGCUGUGUGAGAGGUUCAAACACAGUCAUCCCUCCAGUUCCUGUAUGAAGGAGAUCCUCCAGCAGAGCGACAGGGUUUCGUAUUACGGCUUCCUGAAGAGUUUAGCUAAAGACGAGAGCAUCAACCAAAACAUCGGAGCGUUACCCAGUCAAGCUGAGCUGCUCAUCGAUCCUGAGAUGGACCAAGAAUUGGACAAACUCAUCGCCCAGAUCUCGGUGAGCCCCGGCAGUAACAGCAGCGGCAGCGCGGUGGGGGCCCUGAAGGAGGUGCAGAGGAAGGCGUCGCCCCGGAGGAGCCUCCACCACCGCCGGAGGAUGGAGGUGGAGAGCGACGGCUCCACCGAGGAGACCGACUCCUCCGAGAACUGAGCCGCCGCAGUCGCUCGCCCGCCGGCUCGCCGGGGUCACCCGAUGCUACCGGACCCUAAAACCCUGAUGAACUUUGACCUCCCCAGGCUGAAUAUCGUCCAUCUCUACCUGCUGCAGCACUGAAACUCCCAAUGCUAGUGAGCGGAGCAGCUGAUCAGCGUUUCCACAUCUCCGCUAAACAAGGUCAGAAGGUCAUUUUAAAGGUUUAGAAGGAACCAGAAGAGAAGUAGGUCUCUUACCAAACAUUACCAGCUGACUUCAGCUCAGACUGUUUCAUUUGAUUCUCCAGAUUUACACUUUGAAAUGUCGGCGACUCCGCUGUCUGUUCAUAGAACGAGGCGUCGGGAGCCGAGUGUCCGUCAGAGUCCAGUUCCUGCUGGAAGCAACAAAAACCUUUUUUACACAGGCAGAAACUCGGACAUCAGCCGUUAGCAAGAGUGUACGGAGUUAAAACCACGGAAAAGCCUCUCAAACACCCUGAACCUGUUUUAAUCACAAUCAGUGAUUCACAAACAACCUGAGUGUGGUCUGGAAAAUACUGAACAUCGGUCAAACUACUGCGUUUUGCUUUAUUAAAUAAGAAACGUACCUUUCAGACAAAUGAAAGACGAGUCAGAGACAAAGAGAUGCUUUACACCAGGGCUGCUCAGUCCUGUUCCUGCAGAGCCCUGGCCAGCAGGUUU
This is a messenger RNA of Salarias fasciatus (jewelled blenny), 1873 nucleotides long. It is a transcript of the gene cstpp1, whose product is annotated as centriolar satellite-associated tubulin polyglutamylase complex regulator 1. The transcript is spliced from 9 exons. Bases 138 to 1190 code for a protein of 350 amino acids. Lineage: Eukaryota; Metazoa; Chordata; Actinopteri; Blenniiformes; Blenniidae. The record is from RefSeq and is a predicted model, not a curated record.